AUUUGCCCUUAAAAACUUCAGAACAUACAAAAUGUCUUAAAUGUGGACAAGUAAUAACAAAAGCUGUUAGAAGAUCGGGAGGAAAACUUAAAUAUAAACCUUUAGCAAUUUAUCCUUACCAAUCUAUUAUCACGAGAAUUGCGUCAAUAUUAGCAGAUGAAUCUAAUGAAAAAUUAAUGGAUUCACCAUUUAAACGACAAGUUGAAAAAGGAGUAUUAGGUGAUAUCUACGACGGGAAAGUUUGGAAAAAAUUUUUAGAUGAACAAGGACAACCUUUUUUUGUAGGAAAUAGUACUGAUGUUCGAAUUGGAUUAGCUUUUAACCUUGACUGGUACACUCCAUAUAGUCAUGUUAAACGAAGUUGUGCACCAAUAUACAUGACAAUUCUUAAUUUUCCAAGGCAUAUAAGAUAUCGAAGUGAAAAUCUCAUUCUCGUCGGCAUUAUACCCGGCCCAAAGGAACCGGAUACAAAUCAAUUGCAAAAUUAUCUUCAGCCUAUGGUAAAUGAGUUAAAGCAACUUUGGAGUGGCCAACUAUUUAAAAUCGCUCAAUACCCAAUUGGGCGUAUGUUUCAUUGUGCAUUAAUUCAAAUCACAUGUGAUAUACCAGCUGCGCGCAAG
Messenger RNA from Racocetra persica, 620 nucleotides. The record is from the annotation of a GenBank genome assembly. NCBI's taxonomy places the organism in Eukaryota, Fungi, Glomeromycota, Glomeromycetes, Diversisporales, Gigasporaceae.